UGGUGGUUGUAAACGCGCGUAAAUUUGUUUUGUGAUCGAGUGUGUGCUGUUCUUGUUAUUUUACGUUAUUUUUCAUGAAGUCAGCAGUAAAUAAUCAUGGACAGAUACGUGCUUGUUAUUAUAGUCAACACAGAGUCGACGAAAGAAAACGCCUUCAACGGCGUUGAUGCAGCCAAAAAUGUAUAUGAUAACCUCAAAGAGAUUUCAAGUUCUAGCCAAACACGGAUUCCUGCGUUUCCAGCAUGCUCUCCGAGUGGUUGUCCAGCACCACAGAGGUGGUACUUUGCCAUUCAAGCCACGUAUGGUACAGCACAGUGGUGUAGCUCAGAUUGGGACGAAUUGUGUUGUCAACGCAAUGACAGUGAGGAAUCUGAGCCAUCAGCUCUAGAAAACUGCAUCACUGCCAUUCAGGAACAAGAUGAACUGACAGAGAAGUCAUCCCACGCAGAACUUUUUGAAGAGGCCGCUGAAGUUCUUCAUCAAUUAGCAGACAAACUUCCUCCUCCAGGGAAGUCUUUACUGGAUGUGAUAGUACUAUGUGUGGAUCAGCAGGUGGGAUUGAAGGAUAUGUUGCCUGUGAUUGGCUCAUUAAAGCACAUGCGGGCAUGGCACUCAGCACGAAUGAUCAUGGUCACAGAACACAUAGCAGGGUGGCAGAAAGCAGCCACAUACCUGGGUGCCUGCAUAUAUUCUCCUUCCAUGAUUGACAGCUGUGUGGACGGGAGAGAGAUUUGGAGAGGUGGACUCCAGAUUAGAGAGAAAAAGUUUGCUUCAGAACUGAGGUUUGAUGGUUUCUGUUUGAGAGCUCAGAAGAGAAAUCACUUGGGUGAUCUGCUGUAUCUUCACACAGACCCACAAUCCCACACUGACCAUAAACUACAGAAUGAGGUGUUUCAUUGUUACCAGCCUGUGUUGGAAUUGAUUCAGCUGAUCAAAGUCACAGAUCUCCCGAUUCACCUGCAUUCCAGCACAGAGUUUGAACUUGGAUUGGCUACCAAAUCCGUCAAAGCAAAACUGCUCCUGGAUCAGCUCUGCAUGUUGCGUGGUGAGGUUGGGGCUUUGUUUUCUCUGUCCUGCGUGAUAGGCGCCGAGACCUUCCCAUCAGCCUCUCAGAUCAGCUCGUGCAAAUGGAGAGAUUUCAUGUCCAAACGCCCCAAGGAGUUAGUUGUGCCUGACGUGGAGUUGAAAGGUGAGAGAGGCCGCUACCUCUUCUUGGUGCAGGGGGCGGAGUCAGGAGGCUGCACUGCACGAUUGAUACACACAGCCAAUCAGAUCAACGGAGCUGCUGCCCUAGCGACGCUCAAUGCCCUAAUCAAAGAGAAAGCUCCGCCUCCUUCAGGGCACAGCGCUGCUGACUGGCUGCGGUCCUUGCCGUAUCUCCAUGGAGAGAAGCUCUUGCAGAGGGAGAGAAAUCUGGCCAAGGUGCAGACCCUGGUCCUGAAGGAAUGUUCCCGUCGACGAGAAGAAGCCCAGAAACCUGCUGCCAUUCCCGUGAAUGAACUAAAAGCCCUGCUAAGUCUGGCUAGGGAGCAGUACCUUCAGAUGCAUGACUCCAAAAUGCCGAAAGCAUGUGAGCGCAUCAGCCAGCAGAAGGAGAACCAGACCUUCAACACUAGAGAUGGGAAACUCAAUUCCCACACAGAAUGGCCUGAGAGAAGCGUCCUUCAGAACUACGAGAACAUACAGAGAGCCCGACAAAGAUCCAGGUGCAGAAUGUUCAGCAGCGCUUCUUCUGAGAGUCUGAUGGGACCUAAAGAUGCCCAGAGGGGAAGCAGUAUGUUGCUAGAUGCCAGAGAGAUGCUGAAGCACUUUACUACUGAUGGGCAGCCCACCGGAGAACUGCAGCCGCUGCCUGUGCUCAGAGGGGAACACGUGUUUCAGAUGUCUCCUGACCUAACACCCAGAAAGGUUACCAAUCUCCCGUUCUCAAAGGCGAGCAGAUCCCACUAUCAUGGAAUGGAAUUCUGUCUGGAUGAGCUUAAGGCUCUUGAGCGAGAUCGUGGCUUUAUGAAGCUGCAGUCUCGUCUGAUAAGAUUCGAGACCCAGAGUACAUGCUGUAAGGAGCCCUGCCCUGUGCCAUUUGCCCUUAGCCCUGCCCCUUCCCCGGCCGUGCUCUCUGAACCGGGCAGCGUUCCUGACGGAGAAGCCCUGAACAGUGAGCCACCCCGGCUCAAACGUCGUUCUCGGGAAACAGACUCGCACCUUCAGCCGCACAAGAGGUUCUGUAAAUCAGAGAGCAGUGAAUCUCUUGGUGGUUCAGCUGGCACACAUCCGGCUGUAGGAGCUCUACGGCAGCAGGCGGCCCGCUCAAACCCUGGACCGACGAGACGUUCUGCUUCUGUUACCGAGCUCUUGCCCAGUCAAAAACCCAGCCAGACACAAACCGAGUCCCGCUCCCAGAAACACAAUAGGAUGCUGAGGGAGGUAGUGGAUAAGACGCUCAAUAAACACGGGAUCAGCAGUCAGCACAAGUGUUUUGAAGCCUGCAGUCAAAGACUGUUUGACAUAUCAAAGUUUUAUCUGAAGGAUCUGAAAACCUCACGUGGCCUUCAUGAAGAAAUGAAAAAGGCAGCCAGUAACAAUGUCAAACAGGUGAUCGACUGGGUUGUUGAGAAAACAUCUAAAAGAUGAACAGAAUAACUGAUACGAUCAGCAGGAGCCUACAAAAUAAGUGGAUGUAGCUUGUAAAUAAGGUCCCAUGACCUUGUGAAUCUCUCAUGUAAAUUUGUGUAUUUCUAACAUAAAAUGUGCAUCCUUUCAUGUUUUUUUAUUUACUUUUAAAGAUAAUUACAUUUAUUUGUGAUAAUUAUGUCUGUGUAUUAAAGUGAUUUUAUUUGA
Paramisgurnus dabryanus is the source of this 2838-nucleotide messenger RNA. RefSeq names its product MDM2 binding protein (gene mtbp). The record is from RefSeq and is a predicted model, not a curated record. NCBI's taxonomy places the organism in Eukaryota, Metazoa, Chordata, Actinopteri, Cypriniformes, Cobitidae. Gene Ontology annotation, cellular component: kinetochore. Gene Ontology annotation, biological process: traversing start control point of mitotic cell cycle; protein localization to kinetochore; regulation of protein ubiquitination.